GUGAUGCAUGGAAAAAUUUGCAAAUAUUCGAUCGACCAUUUUUAACUUUAUUUUCUGACUCGGAUCCAAUAACAGCUGGCGCGGAAAAAUUCUUACAAAUGUUGAUACCUGGUGCUAAGAAUCAAGCACAUGCUAUAAUCUCUCAAGCUGGUCAUUUUUUACAAGAAGAUAAGCCGCAUGAAAUUGUUGAACAUCUUAUUAAAUUUAUUAACGAUAAUCCAUUGCCCCUCUACUCGAAACGUUAG
This is a messenger RNA of Rotaria sp. Silwood2, 245 nucleotides long. NCBI's taxonomy places the organism in Eukaryota, Metazoa, Rotifera, Eurotatoria, Philodinida, Philodinidae. The record is from the annotation of a GenBank genome assembly.